UGCCUCACUUGGGAUCGCCUUGACUGGGAUAGUGUGGCCGCCUUCUUCCUCUCGCCGUCCGAGAAACUCGUGUCAUCUCCGAUUCUCGAAAUUGUGAGCUGCUAGGCUCUCCUGGGAGCCCCCGCUCUGAAAGAUCACUAAAAUCUCAGGGAUCCGUUCCUUUGAUUCCUCCAACCCGGAUCGAUCGUUCUGAAUUUCUGUUCAACUCGCUAUCUACCCCCUUCCGUCUCGAAUUAUUCCACUCUCUCCUCUGCAAUCAUGGCCGGUCAAUCGAAGCCCGCGCUCUCACCCUGGGGAAGUGCCGUGGCUGGUGCCACCGGAGCCGUUCUAGCGAACGCCUUAGUCUACCCUCUCGAUCUGGUCAAGACCAAACUUCAGGUGCAAGUGAAGAGACCAGGCGACUCGAAAGAUGCGGACGCCAAUGACACAGUCCACUACAAAUCGACAUUGGAUGCCAUCAACAAGAUCGUGGAGAAGGAGGGAAUCGAGGGCCUAUAUUCCGGAAUUGCCGGCUCGCUGAUCGGUGUGGCAUCAACCAACUUCGCCUACUUCUACUGGUACACUGUCGUGCGGUCCUUCUACAUGGCAUCCAACAGAGUCCCGAAGCCUCCGGGAACUGCCAUCGAGCUCUCCCUCGGCGCCGUGGCGGGCGCAGUCGCCCAGAUCUUCACCAUCCCCGUCGCAGUUAUCACCACAAGGCAACAGACACAACCUAAAGGGGAGAGAAAGGGUCUGAUUGAAACCGGGAGGGAGGUUGUAGAGAGUGAAGAUGGGUGGUCUGGACUCUGGAGAGGACUUAAAGCCAGUUUGAUCCUGGUGAUCAAUCCCGCUAUUACCUACGGUGCCUACCAGCGCCUAAAGGACGUUCUCUUCCCGGGCAGGAACAAUUUGAAACCCUGGGAGGCUUUCCUUCUCGGCGCCCUAUCCAAGGCCAUGGCCACGAUCGCGACUCAGCCAUUAAUCGUGGCCAAGGUUGGUCUUCAGUCACGGCCACCUCCGGGUCGCGAAGGGAAGCCCUUCAAGACAUUUGGUGAAGUCAUGCGUUAUAUUGUUCAACACGAGGGGCUUCUGUCCCUAUUCAAGGGAAUUGGGCCCCAGAUCAUGAAAGGACUGCUUGUGCAAGGCUUCCUGAUGAUGACCAAGGAGAGGGUUGAGCUCAUCUUCGUUCUUCUCUUCGCAUACCUGCGUAAAGUCCGAGAGCAGAAGCUCAAGAAGGUGGUGGACUCUGCUGCAUCGACAGCCAAGACCAGUCUCCCCGCGACGCUCAAAUAGACGCACGAUUGAACCUCGACACGUUAAUACCGCUUAUCUUUGUACGAAUUCCUUUCUUUCUUUCUUUCUUUCUUUCUUUCUUUCUUUCUUUCUUUCUGUGGCGCACCGGUUGUGGAUAUUUCAUCUGUCAGGCUCUGUUUUGAAGACCGAAGAUACUUAGUUGUCGAUACAUAAUGGCAGCAUGUCACUUAGAACAUACAAUAGCAUCGAGGAUCUACAGAAUAAAACAUGAACUAGCUGGACCUGGUG
Molecule: messenger RNA, 1521 nt
Organism: Aspergillus ibericus CBS 121593
Lineage: Eukaryota; Fungi; Ascomycota; Eurotiomycetes; Eurotiales; Aspergillaceae
Product: putative peroxisomal carrier protein
Exons: 5
Coding region: 259-1272 (337 amino acids)
Biological process (GO): transmembrane transport
Source: RefSeq, a predicted model, not a curated record